This is a messenger RNA of Sorex fumeus (smoky shrew), 690 nucleotides long. Its product is annotated as platelet endothelial aggregation receptor 1-like. The transcript has 6 exons. The coding region runs from base 1 to 690 and encodes 229 amino acids. The record is from RefSeq and is a predicted model, not a curated record. NCBI's taxonomy places the organism in Eukaryota, Metazoa, Chordata, Mammalia, Eulipotyphla, Soricidae.
AUGGGAAAGUGCCUUUCAGCAGCAGCUGUGAUUGUAAGAACGGAGGAGUCUGUGAUCUCCCUGGGAGGUGUCUCUGUCCCCCCGGAUUUCAUGGGAAGACCUGUGAAGAUGGAUGCCCAAAAGGAUUCUUUGGGAAGAACUGCAAAAGAAAUUGUAACUGUGCCAACAAUGGUCAUUGCCACAGGGUGCAUGGAGCCUAAUAUGGACUUUAAAGAAUACUGUCCCAAGGGGGUGUAUGGAGCCGGCUGCACUACAGAAUGUCAGUGUGUGGAAGAGAACACCCUGGACUGCGAUGCCAAAAAUGGCAGUUGCACCUGCAAAUCUGGUUACCAAGGCAACAGAUGCCAGAAAGGAUGCCCUGAAGGCACUUAUGGUCCAUAUUGUCAAAGGAUAUGUAAGUGCUUGAAUGGUGGCAGCUGUGAUACUGCAAUUGGCACCUGUGACUGCCCUCCUGGCUUUAUUGGGGCUGACUGCAAUCAAACCUGUCCUGAAGGUUACUAUGAGCAGAAUUGUACUCUGAUGUGUUUCUGUGGCUCAGGACAGUGUGACCCGGCCACUGGAGAGUGCCAGUGUCCAUAUGGCCAAGUAGAAACCAGGUGUCAGCAAGGUAACAAUGACCACCAGGUCACUUUGCCCAUCCAAGAGCUAAGUAUGAAUGCAAACUUGACGUCUGUACCUACAAUUACAUAA